CUCACUCAGGCGCGUUCACAUACAUUCAUAAGACCAGGUAAACCGCUCCCAGGCGCGAUGCGCGAUGGCUAGAAUAAGACGCUCUAAUCGUGCGUCUGGAUCCUGGCGUUGAUGCAGAUGCUCGACUGCAAGUAAAGGGAGGGACACCCCGGUCCAUCCUCGCCCUACGGCCGCUUGCCUCAUCGCGAUAAACGCCGGGAGCAAGCAAAGACAUCAAGGGGCUUCCUCACCCACCUUUGCUCGAGAUAAAAAAGGGGGGAAAAUACGGAGCUGGAUCAUCAGAUGUCAUCUCGGCGGAGCAGGAGAGCCAUGCAUUCUUAAGCAGCAGCACUCCAGGAUACAUCUGGCCCCCAAGUCUGUCUGAUCUUCGCAUCGUCGCUGGACAUUUUGCUGGUGAGGGAGCGCCAGCGCCAGUGAGCCAAAAGCAGCAGAGCACUUUCCCUUUCUGGCCUGGCCCGCAGAUUCGAGCAGACGCGCUACUAGAUGGGGAGAGAAAGCCAGUACUGGGGGCUCUAGGGGGAAGGGGGGGCAGAGAUCCGGGGCCGAGCUGCCCCCUUAUGCGCCGUCCACAGCCUUCUCCCAGUCAAGGCGCCUUGAUGAGCUCCUCGUCCCGGGCCACGGCGCUUUAGCUUGGGCAACAAGGGCCAUCCUGGGGAGAGGACCACGGGAGCUUUGAUGCAUAUGAUCACAACCACCAUGAUUUUUAUGAUCCUCGGUGCUUCUGUUGUAAUGGCGAUAGCGUGUCUGAUGGACAUGAACGCACUGCUGGAUCGCUUCCACAACUACAUCCUCCCGCAUCUACGAGGCGAGGACCGUGUGUGCCACUGCAACUGUGGAAGGCACCAUGUCCAUUAUGUAAUUCCAUAUGAUGGGGACCAUUCGUUGGUGGACUCAUCGGAGAACUACUUUGUGAGCGACAGUGUGACAAAGCAGGAGAUGGACCUCAUGCUGGGGCUGUUGCUAGGCUUCUGCAUCAGCUGGCUGCUACUGUGGCUGGAUGGAGCGUUACACUGCGCUGUGAGGGCCUGGAGGGCCAGCCGCUACUAUGAUACACCGUCCUGGUCCUGGCUCCCUCAGUUCUGUAACCUGCGGGAUCUCCGCAGACGUGCACAGUUACGACAGCUGGAAGACUCCAGUGGAAACAUGGUGCACAUCAAGCAGAAGCUCUACCAUAACGGUCAUCCCAGCCCCCGUCACCUUUGACUCUCAACAGCAGUACCCCCCCCAACUGUCCCAUUACCAAAUGCUGCCUCAGAGACCCUCUUCAACAGUCCCACUGCUGUCAGAACCACCUUCUAGACUUUCUACGGCCACCCGACACAGUCCAGUAUUUUGAGAAAAAAAAGAAGACUAAGACUCAAGAAGAAAGAAAACGCAACUUUUGUCCACGCACCAUGUUUGUGGGGGGAGGUAGGGGGAGGAGGUAAGAUGAUUGGGGGUCUUUUUUUCUGUACAGGCAUUGUCAUUUUUUAAUUGUUAAAUCUAGGCAUGCACUUUUAAAACGGGAUGGGAUAGGCAUUCACAGCGUUUAAAUGGGGCAGCGAGCCUAGGGUGAUUUUCAUUUUUGGUCUUAUUGCUUUUUUCAUUGGAAUGGAUUUUGGGACACAUGUGGGUGGGGCUGAUGAGCGAAAGGGUGGGAAGUGGUGUCAUGGUUUUUGUGACGGCGUAGUUAAAAGAUUACUGCUUGUGUAAAUAGUUAUACAUAUUGUUUUAUGGGACUUAAGUCAACACAGGGUUAGGGGGUCAUUAGAAAUGAGCUAUAAUUCAUGUGCCAGGAAAACAGGCUAACGGAGAGUGAAAAAAAAAGUCACGAAAACAGAAGUGAGACGUGGAUGAAAAUGGAUCUCUGUAAAAUAUUGAUUGAUCAGCUUUGUUACCUAGUGAAAUCAAUGAAUGUAUGUAAUUUUAUCUGUAAAUAAAGGAGAGGGAGGGUGAGACCAGUCGAACGGUCAGGGCUCUUUGUGCUGGACUGAGCGUUUCUGAGUUCAAAAUGAGAGAGAGAGCCUUCAGCACUUGCCUUGUCUUCCCUUCACUGUGUCCAAUAACCUGUCCAGGUCUCCUUUUAAAUAACUCCCGAGUCAAACAAGAGCAAACCAGCGUGCCAGCACAGAGAGCCCUGACCCACUUUCCCCUUCCUCUCCAUGUCCAGACAUUGCUGUUGUGAAGAUGAAAUGUCUGUUUUAUUAAAAGUGCCAUUGAAGCACAACAGUGA
Colossoma macropomum (tambaqui) is the source of this 2212-nucleotide messenger RNA. It is a transcript of the gene tmem240a, whose product is annotated as transmembrane protein 240a. The coding region runs from base 676 to 1203 and encodes 175 amino acids. The record is from RefSeq and is a predicted model, not a curated record. NCBI's taxonomy places the organism in Eukaryota, Metazoa, Chordata, Actinopteri, Characiformes, Serrasalmidae. The transcript is spliced from 4 exons.